Penicillium oxalicum is the source of this 339-nucleotide messenger RNA. RefSeq names its product NADH dehydrogenase [ubiquinone] 1 alpha subcomplex subunit 1. The record is from RefSeq and is a predicted model, not a curated record. Lineage: Eukaryota; Fungi; Ascomycota; Eurotiomycetes; Eurotiales; Aspergillaceae. The transcript has 4 exons. The coding region runs from base 1 to 339 and encodes 112 amino acids.
AUGGGUGUUCCCUUCGAGGCCCUCCUUCCUUAUGCGAUCAUCACCGGCAUGUUCGGCGUCACUGGCGCCGGCUUGUACGUUGUGAAGCGCUUCGCCAACGAUGGCAAGAAGCCUCGCUGGAACCGAGACCUGUGGGACAGGGUAAGUGUGCCAACUCCAUUCGUCGACUGCGGUCGGGAAAUCGAGCGUGACAGGAUACGUUGGCUAACUUUUCUGCAGCAAAUGAUGGAGCGAGACCUCCGGAUCACCGGUAGUCUGCGUGGACAGUCCAGCAACCACCAGGCACCCCCAGGAUUCGACGUCAGCAAGCCGUGGAAGGUCGAGAAGCGGAUUUUCUAA